Homalodisca vitripennis (glassy-winged sharpshooter) is the source of this 4947-nucleotide messenger RNA. RefSeq names its product translocation protein SEC62 (gene Trp1). The transcript has 9 exons. Lineage: Eukaryota; Metazoa; Arthropoda; Insecta; Hemiptera; Cicadellidae. Gene Ontology annotation, biological process: post-translational protein targeting to membrane, translocation. Gene Ontology annotation, cellular component: endoplasmic reticulum; endoplasmic reticulum membrane. Bases 120 to 1274 code for a protein of 384 amino acids. The record is from RefSeq and is a predicted model, not a curated record.
AUUUACAAAAUGUUUGAUUAGGUACUUUAAUAGUUUGAAUAUGUUACAAUUACCAACAUAACGGUACAAAAUAACGGUAGCUAGUACUUCUCUUGAAAACGUCAGUAGCAAUUGACAUCAUGGCUGAGAAACGUAAGGGAAGGAAGCGUAAAGAGGAGCUAUACCCCAGCGGGGAUGAGAAACCGGAGAAGCCGGACCCUGAGGAGUACAAGGUGGCAGAGUGGAUGAAGAAGAACCUCCCCACCAAAAAGACCAAGUUCCUUAGUCAUAAUGUUGAAUACUUCACUGGUUCCAAGGGAGUUGAUGCCUUGAUGGAGUCCAAAUGGGGCAAGCCAUUGAAGGAAGGUGAGGAUCCUCUCUUCCUGACCAGGAUGGAUGCAGUGGAGUUUCUGGAUAAAAUGUUGAGGCACAAAUUCUUUCAUCGGGCAAAGAAAAUACCUGUGUCAGAACAGGAGCUGAAGGCGAAAAUGAAGAAGAAGGUGAAAAAGGAUGAUAAAAAAGAAGAUGAGAAAAGUGAGGAGAAAAAAAAGAAGGAGGAGGAAGCAGCUGAAAGUAGUCAUGCCGAGGGGAAAGAGGGAACACAACAGGAUGACCGAGAGAAGAAGAAAAAGAAGAUUAGGCUGGAAAUGCACUUGGAACAGUUUUUCCACGACGGGUUGGAUGCUUACGUGUGGAUAUACGACCCGAUACCGUUCUACUACUGGCUGUUCGGAGCACUCGUUGUGCUGGGAGCCAUAGCGAUCUGCAUGUUCCCGUUGUGGCCUCCAUCUGUCAGGAUGGGAGUGUAUUACCUGAGCGUGGCCGCCGCUGGUUUCCUAAUGUUCAUCAUCGCCUUGGCCAUCAUCCGACUGAUCGUCUUCUGCCUGCUGUGGAUGCUCACUGUGGGACAACACCACCUCUGGCUCUUCCCCAACCUGACUGAGGAUGUGGGCUUCUUCGCAUCCUUCUGGCCUCUCUAUCAGUACGAGUACAAAGGAGGUGAGAAAAAGCCCAGUAAGAAAAAGAAAAAGGAUAAAGAUUCUGAUAAUGAAGAAGAAGACAAGACCGAGAAGGAAGACGAAGAAGAUGAUGAUGCAGAAGAAGGAGAAGAUAUGGAGGAAGAUAGAAGUCAAGGGGAAGAUGAAAACAGCGCAGAGUCAAAACUUGAUGAUGAAAGGGGUGCAGGGACUGACAGAGACAGAGACUCGGAGACAGAGUCGGAAGGCAGCAGCCAGCAGUCUCAGACUGGCAAAGACUUUGAGAUGGUGGACAAAGACGAGGUCAAGGAUUCUUAACACAGAGAGCCUACCAGCUGUAUAGACAACAGGCAGUCCACCACAUAUCAACCACUGAGGUUUCUCAUUUCUUCUCUCCGGCCAAGGCCACGGCUGUCUUGUACAUUUUAACAUUCGAACAACACUACUUAUUGAUAACAACAAGUUUUUCAUUUUUUAAGGCAUUUCUAUUGUGUAAUUUAGCUCUGAAUUUCUCGGGAAUCAACAAUCACUAAUGGAGACGAUUUUUUAUAAAUUAUUCUUUGUUUUCGAAGCAGCAGAUGUUUUUAUUUUCUUUAAUUACUUUGUGACUGAUGUGUUUUUUAGUAGUAGUUAAAAAUUUACUUUUUGUUGGAAAGUGAUCUGUGUAAUUAGGCUUGAAAUAUGCUUUGCAAUAUAAUAAAUAUAUUUGAAAAUCAUUGGAUUAAUUAUGUAAUUAGAUCGAAUUCAGCUCAAUUUAUAGUUGUUGUUGUUUGACUACAUCAAAUUUCCAUCACUUCCCUGGUUAUAUUACGCAGAAAUAAAUAUUAAAAUAAUGUUUGUUCUUCCUAUGUACUUUUGAAAAAUAAUUGGUUACAUUUAAUUUUAUAGGAAAAUGUAUUAUUCUCUGCUGACAUGUUGGUUGACAAUUUUAAUAAGUUUUGGGAAUAUCAAUAAUAACGUAACUGGGAACCAUUUAUAACGACUGCCAUGACAGUCACGUUCAUCUUGUGUCAAUUACAGAUUUUUUUAACAUCAGGCUUUUCAAACAUUAACCCUCUGAGCAGUAACAACCCAACAUUCAUGUCGUCGCGCUACAAUUCACCCGCGUAUCGACGGCCACGAAUACGGGCGAUCCCACUUUGCGUUCAACUGCCUGUGUUGAAACAGAACGUUGUCGUCUGAUCCAAAUACGUUUUUGAGGUUACUACUGUAAAUGUUUUCAUUUUUACUGUGGUUUAGUUGGUAUGGUAGGAAUUAUUUGUAAUAAAAAAUUAUUUUUUUAAUUGGUUAAAGGAUAUUUUUCGUAGAAAAAAUUAUUGUUUCCGAAGUUUUUUUUUUUUGUAGUAACGCCAAAUAAAUUGUCAAUAUAGUGAAAACAAAUGAUUUAACAAUUUUUUAAAAAUUGCUUUUUGGGGCAAGGCAGGUGUUUGGAAAGUCACUACUCAAAGGGUUGAGAGGUAUACAUUUUCGGUAAUGAAACUAAUCCUCGUUGACUUCAAUUUCAUUAGUAUUAACUAAAUAAUCAUAGUUUUCUUCAAAUAAUUUAACUAUUAUGGGACCAUUCUAAUUUCCUGUUUUGUUUGUUGAUUCCCUGCCUGCAUUUUCAUGCCUAGAAACAUGUAUUUAUUAUUGAUUAUUAUAUUUGUGGUAGGAACUCCACAAUCUAAGCUCGUAGGCUCUGUAGCGGUGCCAUUGUAAUCUGCAAUGUUGCAAUUAUUUAUUACUCUUACUAUUACAACAUAGAUUAGGUUAUGUUUUCUUUACCAAAGCACAAAUUUCUCUUCACAGAGGCCGAAAUAGUCAUUCGGUUUUGAAUUAGUAUUUUAUUGAAAAGCAAUUUUUUACAGAAGCUCGAUCUAAAUAAAUAAUUUAAUCUAAAUGUUUACUUUUAGACUAUGAAUCUGGUGUUUCUGAAACGUUAUGAAACAGGUUUGUGUUUGUUUAUUUGAUGACUGAACCAGAAAUUAGAAUAUAAUUUGGAAUCCAAAAUCGUUUUUCCCUUUCUAUUUUCCUAACAAUCACCAACUUGAAUUGUUAUCGCGUUGGAAGGCCAACCAACGACAUCGUAUCACAUGCAUUUUUAUAUUCAUUGAAUGUAGUUGAUAAAAACACAAAAAAUAGUAAAUUUAUGUCUGACCAAUUUGUGAUACAUUGUUUAUGUUUUUGCUCAAUUGUGAUUUUAAAUAAUGUUAACCCUUUGAAUGCCAACGUCCAAUUUUACUGGAUGUUCAGGAAAAAUAUCACUAAAAUUCAAAAACUUUGUUUUUUAACUAACAUCAUAUUAAAUUGUUAAUGAAGAACUGUUCUUUUUAAAAUAAAUUGUUAUUGUACACUUCCGAUCAAUUGAAUUUAACGAAAAUCAGUCUAGAACUCACGUAUAAACAUUUUUUGUUGACAUGGCUACCGGAAACAAUGUGAUAUUAGUUUCUUAAAAAUUGUAUAACUCACUCAUUAAUGAAGAUAAUGAUAUACUUUUUUCAAGAUUUAAAGUCAAUUGAAUACCCUACAAUGAUAUGUAUGGAUAAAGAAAAAGAUAUGAAUGAUAAUUUGGUUGAAAAAUGAAAUUUAAAUAAAUUUUGGAAUUUUUUUAGGCAAGUCCAUUUUUGGUAUUCCUAAAUUUAUUUUAAAAUGGUAACUUUGUUAUUCUAUGUUAGAUAGCCAAGAGUUUUCAGAGAAAAAAAAAAUGUUGAUAGCUUAUUAAACAAUCAAACUGUGGAACCUUUUACUGAAACCUUGCAAAAGGACUUCAAUGGCAUUUUUCAGUACACCCACUCAAUAAAUACUUGGCACUCAAAGGGUUAAAUGUUAGUGUAAACAUUUUUUGACAAAACAAAAUUACACACAGAAAUUUGGUGCAGAUUAAGUGCUGUAAAGAAUAUGCUCGUAUAGUCUCAUUGAAUUCGGAUGGUAGAACAGACUUUUUUGAUUGCGGAUUUUUGGUCCGUACAGUAGGCUAUUGGCCUAGGCCUCUUAAUUCUCAAUUACGAGCAAUGAUUGAAAAACAGUCAUUACUACAUUCUAAUCAGUUCUGUUUCACUAAUUUAAAAACGUGAAUGAACCAGAAUACUCAGAUUAUUGCUAAAAACACUAAAGUUGCUCUUUGUUACUUGUGUAGAUGAAAAUUAAUAAAUUAUAAACUAAUUAAUGAUCAGUAUAAUAAUUUAGUACUUAAAAUUUUCUAUUAUCAAUUGGUGAUGCAACGGAUUUUAGCAGGAAAAUAGUUUUAACAAAAUAAAAAUGUUCUUUUAUCAGAAUCGUACGGUUUCAAAUUUUCUUGCCUCUUCUUAACAAUAUUCUUCUUUCGUGACCUGCUGAUAGAAUUUCUAUUGUUUUGUCUACAAGUGACAAAUAAUAAAUAAUUGAAUGGACAUUAUAUGUCGAACAUCCGGUUUCUGUCUUUCAUUUUGUAGUGAAUAUUUUAUAGAAUAACAAUAAAUGUUGUAUUUUAAAUAGUGGAUUUAAUAAUGAAAAAUUACAGUUGUGUAGAUAAAUAAAAGUGAUUGUAUAACCUUAUUGCCAUUGGUAUAACAGUGAGAUAAAAUAUUGAGUUUUAGAAAACUAAAAAUUGUAGUUUUUACAUUAGGAGUUAAUUUAAAAAAAAUUAAUAUAAAAAUAAUGCAUUUUGAAUUGAAGUAAUUAGACAAGAUUGCAUUUAAGUAAUAAACGUGUUAUUUUUUCCAGUGUACGAAUGUUGUACUAAUAUUUUUUAUGGGUGUUGAAAUAAUAAUUUUUCUGUGUCAUUUUUCUACUUUUCUUAAUUUCCCCCAUAAUACUGAAAAAUGUCUAUUCAUUUCAACUUUUAUACACAGUUUAUGGAUAAUUAGUUGGAACACAGAAUUCAAUGAAAGAAAUCAUAGACAGACAUAUUUUAUAUAAUCGAUAUUGUAUAGCUAAUGUUAAUUAUUGGUUUAUUUAUAUAUACAAGUGUAAGGAGGUGCUGUGAAAUGUGUUUUGUUUCAUUCCUAAUGAAAUAUAGUUUGUUUAAAUAGUC